AUGGCUGUUGAUAACGAAAAGAAAAGGUCUACUCCAGACUCGUUAAACUCACCGCAUGCCAAAAAGCUGAAACCAAUGCAAGAGUUGAGCGAGUCAGGACCAUUGACUCAGGCAGAUGUGGUUUAUUUCCAGAAAGAAGCCAUUUGGAGACAGAUGAUACAAUACAAGCAACAGAUGAUGUCUAUGCGUCUGGAGCUAAUAAGAUUGCAACGAGAAUCCGAUGCUCUGAAGCAUAUUGUCACAGUGUUGACUGCGUGGUACGAGCAGAUACUUGCUCUUUUUGAUGAACUAAACAGUGAAGAAACCAGCGACUUGUUAUUAGCUAUUACAAAGAAUGACGAUGAACAACUUGAUUUAAUUCGAAAAAAAUUAUCGAAUUUGAUUUCAAGUAAAGUGACAUUUGAUUCUGCCAAGUACGAGAAAGUGUCUGGUGAGUUGGCUCUUCUUUCUCGCCAAAACGAACAAAUGACAGAAGAAAAACGUUCACUUGGUGAAAGAAUCGAUGAAUUAGAGUCAAAGAUAACCGAGUUAGCUAAAGAGCAUGAAAGAGCCCAGUCAAAGACAUUAAAAAGGUUGGAUUCACAAAGACACAUCAAAACCGAGGAAGACGAGCAAUCAACCACCAAAGAAGAGAACCCUCAACCAAAUGGCCAUCAUAAAGAGAAUGACAAAACUGCCGUAGUGGAUUCCGAAGAGCUAGAUAAUCUUAAAUGCGAAUUGGAUAAAUUGAAAACCGCUAACCAACUUCUUGUACAACAAGUGGAACAACUUACGAAAGAGAACCAAUCACUAAUUCAAAAAUCGUUGAACUUGGAGAAUAAACUACACAAUUUGGAGGAAUCGGAUUUGGAAGACAAUACCUAUUAUAAAAAAAUCGUGAAAAACAACCAAUCAUUGCAGGAACAAAUUGGUAAACUAACCAAACUUAACUCAAGUAAUGUGUCACGCUUAAAUGAGUUGGAAAGACAACAAAACGAUUUAAAGUCAGUUAUUGAAGGUGAAAUCAUUGAGGAAAAUGAAAAAUUGAAACAGCAGUUACAGGAAAGCGAAAACAAUUUGGUGAGAAUCAGAACUACUCGUGAUGAGUUGUUGUCUAAAAAUAACAUUCUCACUAGUCAAUUGCAAGAUCAAAAAACAAACGAGUCUUUAGUUGAACUAAACAACGUUCUUUCCAAAAGGGUUGAGCUGUUGACAGAGGAGAGACUAGAAGCAAUUGUCGGCACACCAGGGACAGGCAAACUCGAAGAUUUAUCGCAACAAGAAUUGAUUCACAAGAUUAGCCAAUUGAACAACGAGAUUAAAGAAGUGGAAUUGGCUUUCAAACAAACAAGAGAAAUCACAUUAAAAAAAUUGACUAGCUCGAUUGAUCAAGAAAACUUGACAAAGAAAUUAACCAUUGAGAAGAAUAAGGCGGACCAGAAAUAUUUCUCUGCCAUGAGAGUCAAGGAUUCAUUAACAAAUGAGAACAAGUUGUUGAAAGCUCAAAUUGCCAAAUCACAAGAUUUAAUUAAAAACCUUAAUGAUUUGGAAAAGAAGUAUUUGAAUAAAAUUGAUCUUUUAAGUAAUCAGUUGGUUGAUUUUAGAAUUAUCAAGGAAAACUCAUUAGCAGAGAAUUCUAAAUUACACGAUGAAUUGAAAACUUUGAAUAUAGCUCAGGAUGCGUUACACCAAGAAGUUGAAAGAGUAAACGCCAAAUUGGAAUCCACAUUGAAAGAACAUACUGACUUGCAAGAAUCCAACAAGAAACGAGAACUUGAAUUGGCCAAGCUUCAGAAGCAAUUGCAAAGUACUGAAAACAUCUUACAAAAAUACAAAACAAACAAUACCAACUCACUUUUACAAGAAGAUGAACAACAACUAGAGGCUUUAAGAUCCAUAGCCAAGUGUUCAGUAUGUUCGAAAAAUUGGAAGGACACAGCAAUCACAGUUUGUGGUCACGUAUUUUGUUCUAAAUGUACACAGGAAAGAUUGGCAGCCAGGUUGAGAAGGUGUCCAAGUUGCAAUCGAGGGUUUUCUGCUAAUGACUUGUUAUCAAUUCACUUGUAA
Molecule: messenger RNA, 2046 nt
Organism: Candida albicans SC5314
Lineage: Eukaryota; Fungi; Ascomycota; Pichiomycetes; Serinales; Debaryomycetaceae
Gene: BRE1
Product: E3 ubiquitin-protein ligase
Exons: 1
Coding region: 1-2046 (681 amino acids)
Cellular component (GO): nucleus; HULC complex
Molecular function (GO): ubiquitin protein ligase activity
Source: RefSeq, a predicted model, not a curated record